Theileria parva strain Muguga is the source of this 2471-nucleotide messenger RNA. Its product is annotated as elongation factor 4. NCBI's taxonomy places the organism in Eukaryota, Apicomplexa, Aconoidasida, Piroplasmida, Theileriidae. The transcript has 11 exons. Gene Ontology annotation, molecular function: GTPase activity; GTP binding; ribosome binding. Gene Ontology annotation, biological process: positive regulation of translation. The coding region runs from base 152 to 2269 and encodes 705 amino acids. The record is from RefSeq and is a predicted model, not a curated record.
AUUAACAUUAUUUUUGAACUUUUAUUAUUGUAAUAUAUUUUUUAAUUGUUAAUUUUGUUAGAGUACAGAUUUUGUUAUAAUUUAUGAAUGCGAAUCUUAUUCAUUACACAAUUAAUUAUGAAACUACAAAAUACGGAUCCUUUUUCUUCUAAUGUUAUAUAAAUAUCUUCUUAUUUACAUUGUAACAACAAUUUCCUUAUCAAUUUCAUUGUAUUAUAAUACUUCUACGACAAGCAACACAAAUGGUUCAAAUUUUAACUUGUUCGACACGAACAAUGGAAGAUUCCUUUAUAAAAAUCAUGGGUGUGGGAAUAUUAUGAAUAAAAAUACAAAUAAACACACUGUUACUGCUUUUAUAAAUGAGAAUUCUCUAAAUAUUUUUAAAAAUGAACUCAAAUAUCGAGAUUUGUCAAAGUUUGCAAAAGCCCCCGAGUUUUUAGAAGAAGAACCAGUAGUCCCAGAACUGAUUAGAAACUUUUGUAUCAUUGCUCACGUAGACCAUGGGAAGUCAACAUUGGCUGAUAGGUUUUUGGAGUUUACCAAAUCAGUACCACCUGACCGAUUAAAGGCACAGUACCUGGAUAAUAUGGAUUUAGAAAGAGAACGAGGAAUUACUAUUAAGUUGCAAACUGCUAGAAUCAAGUACAAGUCGAUUUUGGACGACCAAACGUACACACUAAACUUGAUCGACACUCCAGGCCAUAUUGACUUUAAUCACGAGGCUCAAAGGUCAAUUUCAGCCUGUGAAGGAGCAGUACUAGUGGUUGAUGGUACAAAGGGUAUAGAGGCCCAGACUGUUACCACAGCAAACAUAGCAAUUGAGAAGGGCCUAAAAAUAGUACCAGUAGUAAAUAAAAUCGAUAUACAGCACUGCGAUUUCAAAUCUACAGCUGAACAACUGAAAAAGCUGUUUGGAUUCAAAGACUCAGAGAUUCUAAAAGCUUCGGCCAAAGAGGGUAUUGGGAUCCAGGAUAUACUUGAGACAAUCGUUGUAACAAUCCCUCCUCCAAAAGUGGACUUAGAAAAACCGUUUAGAGCACUUGUUUUUGACAGCUUUUAUGACUCCUACAAAGGAGCAAUUUGUUACAUCAGAGUUUUUGAAGGGUCUGCCAAGGUUGGGGAUGAAAUUACGCUGAUGAAUGCAAAUAUAACCUCAAAAGUGACUGGACUAGGAGUCUUGUUGCCUGAAAUGAAACAAACGAAUUCUUUGCAGUCCGGACAAGUAGGUUGGUUAACGGCUGGGAUCAAGAGGACCAAUGAAGUCCGUGUCGGAGACACAAUUUCACUAAAAUCAUUUGUGAAGAAAAAUCUUGUUGAGCCCAUAAAUAAAUUCGAAAACUCCAAGCCCACGGUCUUUGCAGGAAUAUUCCCAUGCAUAGGAGGAGAUUUUACCAAGCUCGAAUCUGCUCUGGAAAAACUUAAGUUGAAUGAUCAUUCCUUUCACUUUGAGAGGUCCGAAUCAAGUAUGGUUGGAGUUGGUUUCAAGUGUGGAUUUAAUGGGUUACUUCACCUAGAUGUGACAGUGGAGAGGCUUGAAAGAGAAUUUGACACCAAAGUUAUAGUAACAUCACCUUCUGUACCAUACAGGUGUACUCUGAGGGAUAAAACUGUAAUAACUGUUGAUGACGCGUCUAAAUGGCCGGACGAUGUUAUCAUUAAGAGUAGUGAGGAGCCGUGGACAGAUGUGACUCUGAGGGUCCCAGAAGAUUGCUCUGGAGCUGUGAUUAGUAUGAUGGGCAGAAUGGGGGGGAAGUUAAACGAUGAGUACAAAAUUAAGGACACGAACAUGAAAAUAUUGGAAUACGAGGUUCCGCUCUCCGAAAUACUCUCAGACUUCUUCAAUAAACUAAAGGCAGUCACAAACGGUUACGGAUCCUACGAUUAUGAAGGGGUCUUUUAUCGACCCAUAGAACUGUGCAAGAUGAAAAUUCUCUUAAACGGCACUGAAGCGAAGGGUCUAGCAGUGGUCAUACCAAAGAACAAAGCAUACGAAAGAGGCAAGUUUAUUGUUGAAACGCUUGUUAAACUGGUGCCCAGUAGACAGUUCAAGGUGCCAGUCCAAGCAGCUAUUGGCAAGAGGGUAAUUGCUUCAUCAUAUAUUCCUGCUAUUAAGAAGAACGUGAUUGAAAAAUGUAGUGGAGGUGACCCUUCUAGAAAAAAGAAACUUCUUGCAAAUCAAGCUCGGGGGAAGAAGGAAAUGGCUGAGGUGGGAUGUGUAACAAUCUCUUCUGAUGUGUAUAAUGAAAUUGUAAAAGCACUGAGGGUCUGAAGAUUAUGUAAAAUGGUUUUAUAAGUAACUGAAAUCCACACAGAAGGGAGUUUAAAGUGUAAAUUUGGCCUUUAGAUACAGUAAAUUAAAUAUUUGAUAACGAUUAAAUGUUAGAAAUAAGGAAAACAUCAAUUUAAGUCAAUGAUCAAGUUUUUAUAGUUCAGAAUUUAUAAAAGGAGUAAUAUAAUCUGAUUUUAUUUAA